Messenger RNA from Gongylonema pulchrum, 315 nucleotides. The record is from the annotation of a GenBank genome assembly. Lineage: Eukaryota; Metazoa; Nematoda; Chromadorea; Rhabditida; Gongylonematidae.
AUGGUGCUUAUUGUACUGACGAGUUUUCAGGGUGUGCAAGAUUCGGAUGCUGGCUCAUACUCCUGUGUUGCGCAGAAUAUCGCCGGGCGUGACCUAGGGGUGAUUAGUCUCGACGUCGGCAGUAUGCCGACAAUUGUGCCAACCCCCGAUACAGUCCGAGUGAAUAUCGAGCGUUCCGUGACAUUGCAGUGUCGCGCGAUUGGCCAUCCGAUCCCCAAGAUUUUCUGGCGCCGCAACGGUAUACCAAUGGAAAAAUUGGGCGAUCGAGUCAAAAUGCUACCCGAUGGAAGUCUUCUCAUCAACAGUAUGCUUUAA